Molecule: messenger RNA, 1083 nt
Organism: Chinchilla lanigera (long-tailed chinchilla)
Lineage: Eukaryota; Metazoa; Chordata; Mammalia; Rodentia; Chinchillidae
Product: transcription initiation factor TFIID subunit 4-like
Exons: 1
Coding region: 28-1083 (351 amino acids)
Source: RefSeq, a predicted model, not a curated record
AGUAUCUUGCUUGAUUUCCGUUAAAAAAUGCAGGUCGUUCCAAAAGUGGAAAUAUUAAUAUGCGACGGGCGGGGGGGCUGCCUUUGGGGAGUAAAAAAGUUCUCUUGGAGCGACGAGCCGGGGAACGGCGGACGAGUGCUACUCGGCAGAAGCGGAUCUGGGAGGAGAGGCGAGCUCAGGUCGUCCCGGCGCGGCGCGGAUCUGAACUCGGCUCCUCUGCCUGCGGAGAUGAAAAGGCCGGCGCUGGCGCCGCCGGGGCGGGCGGGGCGCGGCGGGGCUACGCCGGGCUGGGGUUCGAGUGUUUGCAGAGGAGCGCGCCGGGGGCGAGGCGAGCUGGGAGCGCACACGUGUGCGUGUGUGCACGCGUGUGCGUGCGUGAGCGCCGCGGGAGGCUCAGGCGCUCGGUCCGCCCCGGGCGCCGCGCACCGCGGGGCCUAUGCCGGGUCCGGUCCAGGUCCCGGUCCCGGUCCCGGUUCCGCCGCUCCGCCGCCCGACCUCCUCCGCUGCUCGCCGCCCCGGCCGGGGUCGAUCCUCGUCGCCGUCGCUGUCCCCGCGGUCCCCGCAGCCCGGACGCGCCGACCGAGGCUAGAGCCCAGGGGUGCAGGGGCACCCCGAUCCCGCCCGAUCCCGGCCCGGCCCGCCUGGCUGCCUCGCCUAGGGUCGCUGGGCACCGGCCACCCCGCAGGCCCUGCGCCCGCCUGCGCCUCCCUGCGGCCGGGCGGGCGGCUCCGGAGCGGCUCCUACACCGCUGUCCCCGCGCUCGCCAUCCCGCCGCGCUCUCCUCCGCCUGUGGGGCUCCCGGGCUCCGCUCCGCUCGCAGCGAGCCUUCCGCUGCCAGCAGAUAACAUCACGAUCUUGCCGGGAGGAGAGAUUUAUAAGUUCUCUGCGGACCACGUGUCUGCCUUCAACAAAGUGACGUGCGAGGGCCGCGGUCGGAGGAGUCCGCUCGCCGCUCAGACGCGACGCUGCCGCCGCCGCGGGGUGCGCGGGGAGGCGCACGCGGGUUGGGUUUCGGCCGCGCGCCUGAGCGCAGUCCGGCCACGCACCGGGAUCCCGCAUCCCGUUUGCACUUGGCCUGGGUAG